AUGGGGACUGCGCCGAAGGAACUGCAGGGCGGCCUUGCCUGGAAGCACCCUUGGAACCGCUUAUGGGAAGAACUGAGCCUGGCCGAAGACCGCAUCCCAGUGGAGGGAAGACGGAGGCCAGGGGCCAGGUCACAGGAGGAAGUGGCCAUCACCAUGGACACCAGCCCGGACCGGUCCUUCUCCCCCGGCAGUCACUGGCUCUACUUCUCCGUGUACCUCUUCACCUUCCUCGUGGGGCUCCCCCUCAACCUGGCGGCCCUGGUGAUCUUCGUGGGCAAGCUGCGGCGCCGCCCGGUGGCUGUGGACGUGCUCUUGCUCAACCUGACGCUCUCAGACCUGCUCCUGCUGCUCUUCCUGCCCUUCCGCAUGGUGGAGGCGGCCAACGGCAUGCGCUGGCCCCUGCCCUUCAUCUUCUGCCCCCUCUCCGGAUCCCUCUUCUUCACCACCCUCUACCUCACCUCCCUCUUCCUGGCAGCUGUGAGCGUCGAACGCUUCCUCAGCGUGGCCUACCCGCUGUGGUACAAGGCCCGGCCGAGGCCGGGACAGGCCGGCCUGGUCAGCGGGGCCUGCUGGCUCCUGGCUGCCGCUCACUGCAGCGUGGUCUACGUGAUGGAAUUCUCCGGGGAGGCCACCAACGGCACCUGCUACCUGGAGUUCCAGAAGGACCAGCUGGCGAUUCUCCUGCCCGUCAGGCUGGAGAUGGCUGUGGUCCUUUUUGGGGUGCCCCUGCUCAUCACCAUCUACUGCUACAGCCACCUGGUGUGGGUGCUCAGCAGAGGCACCAACCACCGGCGGCGGCGGAGGGUGGUUGGGCUCGUGGUGGCCACGCUGCUCAACUUCCUCGUCUGCUUUGGGCCCUACAACGUGUCCCACGUCGUGGGCUACAUCCAGGGUGAAAGCCCGGCGUGGAGAAGUUACGUGCUGCUCCUCAGCACCUUGAACUCCUGCGUCGACCCGCUUGUCUACUACUUUUCAUCCUCUGGGUUUCAGGCUGACUUUCAGGGGCUGCUGAGGAGGCUGACGGGGGCCUGGGGCCCUUGGAGGCAGGAGGACAGCAUGCAACUGAAGGACAAGAAUGAGGAGGGGGGCAGCCGGGGGAGCUGUCCAACGUAGAGAACAGGAGGGAGACUCCUGGAGGGCUGUGGAGCAGGCUGGGCUGCCGAGGGGCCUGGCGGGGGCUCUCGUAGCUCAAGUCGGGCAGGACCGGGGAGCAGGGGGCUGGGGACUGACGUGACUGAGCACCAGGCUGUGCUCACCCAAGCCCGGCUCUCGGUCUCACCCAACUGCCCUCGCUUCCCAUCCCCUGCCCCCCAGGGAUUCAGCCCUGGGAAACAGGAGGAGGGCGGGCACCAGAGAAGCGGGAGCCCCCACGGCCAGCUCCUGGGCUUUCCUUAAGGUGACGGAGGAGGAAUCGACCGCAGUGACGAAGGCCUGAGAGAUGUGCCAGGCAGUGGAAGAAGCCACCCUUCAGAGCUGUUCCUUCCCAGCAGGGUGGGAGUGGGGACACAGGCCAGGCUUCAGGGAGCAUCCUGCUCUCACAGAAGGUUCCCAUUGUUCAGUAAAUUCAGACUUUUAGGGACAUUUAUGAAAAAUUACAGUAGAAAAGUUACCAAUAAAUUUGGUAGCAAGCAAAA
Messenger RNA from Prionailurus viverrinus (fishing cat), 1634 nucleotides. RefSeq names its product free fatty acid receptor 3 (gene FFAR3). The transcript is spliced from 2 exons. Gene Ontology annotation, biological process: G protein-coupled receptor signaling pathway; cellular response to fatty acid. Lineage: Eukaryota; Metazoa; Chordata; Mammalia; Carnivora; Felidae. Gene Ontology annotation, cellular component: plasma membrane. The record is from RefSeq and is a predicted model, not a curated record. Bases 1 to 1113 code for a protein of 370 amino acids. Gene Ontology annotation, molecular function: G protein-coupled receptor activity.